GCGGUAUUCUCCCAACAAACGGGAGAAUACCGCAUUGUUUGUGUAAAGAAAUAUCUUUUGUUGGGAACGUUAGUAAAAAGCUCCACGGUUCCCCAAAGUUUGGUUCUUCUAUGGACUGGAGUGACUAUGCUCCAGAACGAAGCUCUCCAGAACAGAGCUCUCCAGAACGAAGCUCUAACGAAGUGAACGCUACCCCAACAUGCAGCAAACAACAACCACAACGACAUCGACAACAUACAAUGACAUCCACAAAGUUAAAAACAAUUUCAAGAGAACACCCUAACAACCUUAUCAAUAAGAUUAAAAAUAUCAACUCAUUAGAUGAACUUAGACGACUUAUUGCCGAAGAGUGGCCAAGUUUAACAAAUGAUGCAUAUUUAGAAUACCCAUCUCCAGACUAUCACAAAGUUCUAGGAGAAAACCUUCAACAAUUUUUUAUUUAUCUAAAUGACCCAAAACACCACGACAACAUUAUAUCAAAGGAAAAUAAUCUUCAACAAAAUCUUUUACAUACUUGUUGCAAAUAUAACAGAUAUCAAGCUAUCAUACCCCUUAUCCGACUGGGUUGCAAUCCAGCCAAACAGGACUAUGAUGGACGUACACCUCUUCAUUUGGCCAUACAAUUAAAAGAUGGCAAGUGCAUACAACAAUUUUUACAACUGCUGCGACAGGAGAGCAAUCCAGAGCUAAUAGAAAAUCUUAAAGGAAUGUUUGAACCCUACAACAACAUAGGACAAACUAUUGUGCAUCAGGCUGUGUUGCAGCGAAAAACACACAUCGUAAAAGAGCUCUUACAAUUUUGCAAUAGAAACAAUAUAAACGUUUUGGAAAGGGAGGUAUUGGGUAAUGGCAAAUCUCUGCUACAUUUGGCUGUUGACAAUAAGGACUAUGAAAUGCAAACGCUAAUUGUCAUGUUAGUGCCGAAAAGUAUACAUGCGGCAAAUUAUGCCGGAUCAUUGCCCAUUGAAAAAAAACAAGAUAUUCAAAGGAUUUUAAGCGAUGUAGAGCAAAUGAAAAGCAAUAAAGCUUUAACCGAUACUAAUAAUGAAGUGGAUGAAUAUUUGGUCAUGCAACUAUGCGAUAUUUCUGUUCAAAGAUAAAAAUAAGUUUGAAGACAAAAAAAAAUGUUGUCGACAAAAUAACGACAAAAAUUUUAAGUAA
Molecule: messenger RNA, 1161 nt
Organism: Stomoxys calcitrans (stable fly)
Lineage: Eukaryota; Metazoa; Arthropoda; Insecta; Diptera; Muscidae
Product: nuclear factor NF-kappa-B p110 subunit
Exons: 3
Coding region: 111-1100 (329 amino acids)
Molecular function (GO): protein binding
Source: RefSeq, a predicted model, not a curated record